Thunnus maccoyii (southern bluefin tuna) is the source of this 6922-nucleotide messenger RNA. RefSeq names its product collagen, type XXVIII, alpha 1a (gene col28a1a). The coding region runs from base 113 to 3640 and encodes 1175 amino acids. Gene Ontology annotation, molecular function: serine-type endopeptidase inhibitor activity. The transcript is spliced from 35 exons. The record is from RefSeq and is a predicted model, not a curated record. Lineage: Eukaryota; Metazoa; Chordata; Actinopteri; Scombriformes; Scombridae.
UCACAGCUGCUUCUCUCUGCCUGCACAGCAGCGCCUGUUCUUCUCACUGAUGGAUUAACCUGGAACUCUCUUACUACAUCAACACAGACAGGCUGAGCAGCUGGAUUGAACAAUGUCUGUGCAGUGGCUCCUGAAGGUUUUGAUCCUCAUUCUGGCUCUGUCAAGUCCAACCACAUGCCAAAGAAGAAGGAAGAAAGGACAGAGAGAUGAUAACCAGGUCACUGUUAAUGAGGCAAAAGUUCUCAUCUGCCCGGUGGAGAUCAUGUUCAUAGUGGACAGUUCAGAGAAUGCCAAAGCUCUGCUGUUUGAACAACAGAAGGCGUUCGUCCUGCGCUUCAGUACCAAGCUCAUGCAGCUCCACUCGGCCGGCUGGCGCCUGCGGCUCCGCCUGGCCGCUCUGCAGUACAGUAGCACCGUAUCUGUAGAGCACAACUUCAGAGACUGGCAGGACCUAGACGUCUUCCAGAGCCGGGUGGCCUCAAUGACCUUCAUCGGCCACGGCACCUACUCUGCCUACGCCAUCACCAAUGCCACCCAGGUGUUCAGCCGUGAGACGUCCUCCAGCAGCCUGAGGGUGGCGCUGUUGAUGAUGGAUGGAACGGACCACCCUCGCAGCCCCAGCACUGUGACAGCCGCUGCUGAGGCUAAACAGCACAACAUCAAGGUGUUCACUAUAAGACUGUCAGGCCUACCCAGGGAAGGUCCCAUGGGUGCAAAGCUGCGCUCCAUUGCCAGUGCCCCCCCACAGCAACACGUCUUCAGCCUCACAGACAGCCAGCUGGACGACAAACUCUACAAUGAACUGCAUACAAUUGUUCUAACUGGGUGCCCACAGCCAAAGACCUGCAUGUGUGAGAGGGGGGAGAGGGGUCACCCUGGAAGCCCAGGGAAGCCAGGCGAGCCAGGGACUGAUGGAGCUCCAGGUCCAAAAGGAUCUCGUGGGGAACCAGGCAUUAAUGGACGUCCAGGAAUGGAGGGCCUUGAGGGUCGACCUGGCAGUAAAGGAGAAAAGGGAGAAGGUGGUGAAUGUGGUCCACCUGGUAAAAAGGGAGAACAGGGUACAGAUGGACCUUCUGGCCCCAGAGGCCCCAGAGGAGAGCAGGGAGCCAGAGGAGGAGCUGGAGACCAGGGUCCAGAGGGGCCACCAGGAUCUAAAGGUGACCGAGGACCGAGGGGUGCACCAGGACCUCCGGGAGAUAACGGUGUUGGGUUCCCUGGUCCCAAAGGUGACAAGGGGAACCAAGGAAGACCAGGUCCGCCGGGGUCAAUGGGUCUGGGUGAACCAGGGACGCCGGGACCAGCAGGGCCACCAGGGAUGCAAGGAUCUCCAGGGUUUCCAGGUGAGGGUCUCCCAGGGCCCAAGGGCGACAGGGGGUAUGAGGGUCCCAAGGGCAGCCGUGGACCUCCAGGAAUCGGGUACAAAGGUGAUAAGGGAAACACAGGAGCCCCCGGGCUGCCAGGUUUGGUGGGCUUUCCAGGGGCAGGCAUCCAAGGAGAAAAGGGAGAUCAAGGACCAUCUGGGCCUCCUGGUCCCAGAGGACCUACUGGACUGGGUAUAGUUGGACCAAAGGGUGACCAGGGUUUCCCCGGGGAGCCUGGACCCCAGGGAGAGAGGGGUGUAGGUGAGCCAGGGCCCAAGGGUGAGCCAGGGCCUGAUGGGGCUUCUGGGAUACCUGGAAUUCCCGGUGAGGAUGGAGCUGUUGGGCCUAAGGGAGAGAUGGGGUUGCCAGGUCAACGAGGCCCAGGCGGAGCACCAGGGAAAGGCAUCCCUGGAGAAAAGGGAGAUAGAGGCGACCGUGGGCCGAGGGGACUUUCAGGGUCUCCAGGCCCAGUUGGACCUGCUGGAGCUAAGGGAGAGCCUGGCAGCCCAGGAAUGGUGGGCCUACCUGGAAGUGCUGGCCGUGGCUUACCAGGACCAAAGGGAGAUCCUGGGCCUGCAGGACCAGCUGGACCUGUUGGUGAACCUGGAGUUGGAAUCAUUGGACCAAAGGGUAACAAAGGAAAUACUGGACCUGUUGGGCCACCAGGGAUAAAGGGAGAUGGCUUCCCAGGACCACAGGGGCUACCUGGCUUACCAGGAGUGCAAGGAGAGAUGGGGCCUGAAGGGAAAGGUCAACCUGGACCUAAGGGUGACAGAGGAUUACCAGGGGUCCCGGGGCCAUCAGGUCCUCCUGGAAUCGGACUUUAUGGACCAAAGGGCUCUGCAGGGCAGCCCGGUCCACCAGGUAUGCCUGGGCCUCCAGGAGAGGGCAUCCAGGGGCCAAAGGGAGAGCCCGGGUUUCAGGGGCCAAUAGGCCCCCGAGGGGCAUCAGGGGACGGCCUUCCAGGGGAGAAGGGUGAUAGAGGGAUUCCUGGAGACCGGGGAAAGAGAGGUGACAAGGGAGACUAUGGAGAGCCUGGAUCUACUGGACCAAUGGGGAGACCUGGAGAAAAGGGGGAAGCAGGACUGACAAGAGAAGAGGUCAUCAGGAUAAUAAGAGAAAUCUGUGGCUGUGGUCUGAAGUGCAGAGAGAGCCCUCUGGAGCUGGUGUUUGUGAUAGACAGCUCUGAGAGUGUGGGACCAGAAAACUUUGAAGUGGUGAAGGACUUUGUGAACGCUAUUAUCGACCGGGUGUCAGUGAGCCGGGAAGCCAGCCGGAUUGGUGUGGUGCUCUACAGCCAUGUGGACAUGGUGGUGGUCAGCCUGAUGCAGCAGUCCAGCCAGGACGACAUCAAGGCCGCUGUCAGGAAGAUGCCCUACCUGGGCGAAGGCACCUUCACAGGCAGCGCCAUCCACCGAGCCAACCAGCUGUUCCAGGCCUCACGGCCCGGUGUCAGGAAGGUGGCUGUGGUGUUAACGGAUGGACAGGCUGACCCCCGUGACGUCAUGCAGUUUGAAGAAACAGCCAAUGAGGCCCACGCAGAGGGGAUUGAGAUGUUUGUUAUAGGAGUUGUGAACAAGACCGAUCCUCUGUAUGCAGAGUUCCAGGCUGAGAUGAAUGUUAUCGCUUCUGAUCCUGAUGAAGAGCACGUCUACCUCAUAGAAGACUUCAGGACACUUUCCACUCUGGAAAGCAAGAUACUCGGUCAGAUUUGUGAGCAGGAUGACACAAUGGUGUUUCUACCAAACUCUGUCUUUCCACCUGUGGAAAUCCAGCCAGAGACUCCAGAAGACAGCCGCACCCAAGAGUUACCAGAGGAGGAAAACAUACCACUUGAACUUCCAGUGGAGGCAGAAACAGCGCUGACUCCACAGCCCCCCGAGUCAAGACGGGUGGACGAGAACCUGGUUGACAGGAAACUCUUGGUGGAGCCCUGGAAUGAACUUCCAGACAUCAUGUUUGCCUCUCCUGGUAGACGGACGCAGGGACCCGGGGUGACCUCUGUGGUGGGUCCCCAGACUCCAACUGACUGGCUAUAUGAGGCAGAGAGCACAGAGUCUCCAGCCAGCCCUCCUCCUCCACUGCUGACAGACUCGCCUGUUUCAGAUGAGGGCUGUGGUCUGCCUCUGGACCCAGGUCCCUGUCGGCAGUAUGUCGUUAAGUGGUAUUACGACCCUGAGGCCAACGCCUGUGCCCAGUUCUGGUACGGAGGCUGCCAGGGAAAUGCAAACAACUUUGAGACUGAAGCCAGUUGCAAGAAUUCUUGCGUCUACACGUAACAGACUGUGUUUGGAAAAAAGGGCGUGUGCAAAGCUAACAUGCUCCAUCAGCGUCACAGAGGAACAGAGUGGACUGAUGACGCAGGCUUUACUGUUUGACCAGAGCUCCAGCUAGCAGCUGCUGCUGUGGUCACACUCUCUGGACUGCUCUACUGUGGGUGAAGGCGACGAUGGAGAGCUCCUCAUUGUCUCACAGGCUACAUUCACACUGCAGGUGCACAAUUCUGAACUGCUGCACACACGAAUCAGCUGUCAUUUGGGAUAACUAGUAAUAUCUGUACCAGAAAUAAGUUGAGUUACUCUGUUCACACAGCAAAGGCUUUGCUUUACAUAUUGAAUGGAUAUUUUCUUCUGAAAGAUCUAUUCCAUAUUUUUUAACCACAUAAAUUUAUUCACAAACAUAACUGAAGUGACAUUAAAGAUUACCAGUGCAAGGGUUGGUUCACCCAAAUAACAAAAAAUAUCAUUUUACCUAUAGUGGUGCCCAGUCAGGCAGAUUGUUUUCAGUCCAGCUUUUGUAAUAUCUGCCUCUGAGAUAUCUGCCUCCAACCUGAUACUGGUUUGUGGUGCUCACAGCAUUGAAAAAUUACUUUCAAAAAAUCAGCUUUCUUGAAACAGUGUCCCUGUUACUCUGAUAAACACCUCACUGUCAGAGGUUUACAUUGGAACUACUUUCUACCCAAGAAACAGUGUUGAAUGUAUGAAAUGUAUGAAAGCUUUUGUCUGUGUUUUAUCAGAAUUUCCAUCAUAACCGGGACACUGUUUCUUUAAAGAGAUUUUACUAGUGUAAUUAGUAAAACAUAAUGUAAUUUUACUAAUGUAAUUCUUCAGUGCAAAUGAAAUUCCACCCACUUUUAUUGUAUUUGGGUGGAGACAGAAAUCUCAGAGACAGAUAUCUCAAAACCUGGUUAAACCAAAACCAUCUGUAUAGCUAGAUACCACUAAAGGUAGGAAAUAUUCUUAGUAAGUGAAACAGCAUGGAAAAGUACUAAUUUAAGCUCCACUUGGACAGCAUUAAUACUCCAGGGGUAAUAAUAUAUUUGCUCCUCAUUUCUGUAACAAAACUCAGGACUGCAAAAGACAAACAUGUUCCCUGUGAAGACCGUCUGACCUUGUCACCACUGAGCUUACCAAAUUGAAAUGUAAUUUCAUUUAAUUAUAGGCAUAUAAGUAUUAGGGCCACUGUUGGGCAAAAUAAAUCUCAGGUUUUGAGAAAAAAAGUCAAAAUAUUGCGAAAAAAAGUUUAAAUUUUUAUUAAUUUUAAGGAUUCAUAAUAUUACAAGAAAAAUGUCAUAAUUUUGAAACAAUAUGCCAAAAUAUUACAAGAAUAAAGUUGUAAUUCUACAAAUAAAGUCAUAGUUUUCAGUGAACAAAAGAAAUUCCAGAAUCAAGUUAUAACAUUUUGAGAACGUAACUGUAAUUUAAACAAAAAGCUGUGCUAUUUAGUAAAUAAAGCUGUAAUAUUACAGAAACAAUUGGAAGUUAUAGUUUUCCAAGAAAAAUAAUUAAUAUUUUGAGAAUAAAUUAAUAAUUUUACAAGAUAGACAUCAUAAUAUUUUGAGGAAAAGUCAUAAUUUAUAUUUUCAGUGUUGUAAAAUAUGAUAAGAAAGUGAUUCUCUGUAAAACCUCCACAUCUUUAAAUUUGAUAUGUAAACUGACAGACUGCUCUCACAGUUGACUUCUUCCUCUUCUUCUUCUUUCGGCUGUUCCCGUUAGGGGUCGCCACAGCAGAUCAUCUAUCUCUAUCUCUUCCUGUCCUCUGUGUCUUCCUCUGUCACACCAACAACCUGCAUGUCUCCCUCACUAUAUCCAUAAACCUCCUAUUUGUCCUUCCUCUUUUCCUCUCACCUGGCAGCUCCAUCUUCAUCAGCGUCUUUCUCCUAAUAUAACCAGCUGACUGGUUACUACAACAUUAUUCUAAAAUUAUGAAAAUUGUCUCGUAUAACCUUAUUAUAUAAAUAUUACAUCUUCAUUCUCCUAAUGUCAGAAUCUCUUAAUGUUACUAACAGUGGCCCUCAUACUCUCAUUGUAAACAAAUCCAAAGCUGUGUCAGUCAGGAAGAGACUAGUAUGUGUGUGUAACAGUUACAAAUAAGCAAAUGAGACAAGACAGAACAAUCAGCUACACAGUAUCUUACAUGUCACUACACUUCUCAUAAUCACCUGUUUUCCUCCAUUGUUUAUUUUCCUGAUAGAUGCCAACACCAUCAUUCAGUCCUAUCGGAUUAGCAAAACCUGUUCUACUUCUUCCACUGUCCCACAAACUGCAAAAUGUUCCCUGAGCUGAUAAAACUCAGUAACAAGUGCACAUGUGUAAAAUACAAGGAAGUGUGUGAAACGACAAAAUGAGAGGGCAGCCUUUUCUUCUCACAUUUACAUUGUAUUAGGAGAUGGUUUAAAGCGGAUUAAAUCUCUGAAAGUGCAGCUCACUCUGAGUGUUUAUUUAGUUUGUCACUCUCUGAGCAGGAUUACAUAACACAUUACAACAAGAGCAGCAAGCAAACAGAGAAAGGCCAACUAAAAAAGAAACUAAAGAAUGCAUCAAUGGACAUAGAGGUUUCACAUCUCAGUGGAUGCAAGCUACAUCACUAUCAGCAAAUUCCAUCUAUUCCACGCAGCCUGGUGCUGGAGGAACUGAAAACAGUGCAUGCAUGCCUGUCAAACAAAGCAUGACUGUCAGUUUUAGAAUUGACAUUCAUUAUCUGAGAACAGUUAUACUGUAUUUUGCCAUAUGAAGUAUCAGAUUUGUGUCCUCAAAGAAUAAUCCUUGUACACUCUUACUGAAAAACAUCUCACAUAACAAAAAAAAUCUGAAUUGCGGCACUUACACCUGCACUGUGAAUAUAGUCUACUGCACUGUAUAUACUGUUGUUAAAUAUGUAGUCUAUGGACCCUGACAAUAUAUGAAUCUUGUUAUAUUUCACUUUAGUUUAUUAAAAUCUGGGAUUAAGUUGUGUAUUGUUGUAUACGGUUUUUGUGGGUCAGUUUUUCUGUGAGAAUUGUCCAACUAAACAGACUGUAAUCUUAACCUGUUUAUGGUAUUUUCACUUUAUGUUGUAGUUGCUUUGAUGUUCCUUUCUCAAGCCUUACUGUAUUUUACUGUAGUUCAUGCUAACAUAUUAACCUCCAAUAUGAUGAAUGUUGUAUGAAAAGAGACACACUUGACUGUAAAAUAUAUUGUUUUAUUGUUUAACACUGUAAAAGCAUCAGAAGGAAUAGUAAAUUCAGAACAUUGUAGUUCAACAACAAACUUUUUUCAAUAAAUAAAAUAUAAUUUCUUAAA